This is a messenger RNA of Ceratina calcarata, 1849 nucleotides long. Its product is annotated as heparan-alpha-glucosaminide N-acetyltransferase. The transcript is spliced from 12 exons. Lineage: Eukaryota; Metazoa; Arthropoda; Insecta; Hymenoptera; Apidae. The record is from RefSeq and is a predicted model, not a curated record. The coding region runs from base 113 to 1792 and encodes 559 amino acids.
CAGCGAUUUAACUCACGAUCAUUGCCAGAGAUCGAUUUGAAAUCUCGUUAGAGACAGGCGACUGCUCCUUGCUUUACGCUCCGCUACCUUUGUACUUCGAAUUUUUCGAGAUAUGGAGACAGACGACUGGUUCUGUGAUCAGGAUACAUUGAAAUACGAUGAAGCUUGUGUCAAUCUGCGGACAACCGAUGAACGAUCGGAUCUCUGGCUCUAUCUACUAUCCACCGACUGUGCGCUCUGUCCUUAUACGAGGAUUAAACAGAUCUUACCGAACGUCAGUUCUAGCGUGAUAAUCGACACUGUCAAACCGACGGUAUUCAGAAUUUUUGACUUUCAUAAUUCCGAAGAUCCCGGCGAAUUCGUGUCUGCUAAAAAUACGAGCAAGGUGAUUUGCGAGCUGAUGCCAAACCUUGGACAGUUCGGCGUUUAUGAUCUCUCUGUACAAAAUCGAAGCUGCGACGUGAAAGUCCUAAACGAGCCGACUUAUCCUUACACAGAGCUGUUCGUAAUUUUCGGAGUAUUGAUUCUCGUCCUGUUUGGAUUAUCCGGGUCGAAAUCUUUGUGGCACGUGUACAGGAGAAAAUGCAUGAAAAGUCAAACGGACGUCGACGCUGCGACGAGGCACCCCGCGAAACGUCGAGUAAAAGCUAUCGACGUUGUUCGAGGAGCAAGUACGCUGUUGAUGAUAUUUGUGAACGACGGCUCGGGUGGUUAUAGAAUUCUUGGCCACACAACUUGGAAUGGAUUACUUUUAGGGGAUUUAUUGUUUCCUUGUUUUAUAUGGGUCAUGGGAGUAUGCAUUCCCAUAGCUAUAUCUAGUCAGGUGAAGCGUAUGACACCCAAACGGAUGAUAGUAUAUGGAAUCAUCAAGAGGAGCAUUCUUCUGUUUUUAAUCGGAUUAUCUCUGAACACGGUGAGCACCGGCCCGCAGCUCGAAACCAUUCGCAUAAUGGGUGUACUCCAACGAUUUGGUAUAACGUACUUCGUCGUUGCGCUAAUGUACUUUUGUUUAAUGUCGAACAGAUUGAGCAAAGUACAAUCUCCGAUGUUACGGGAAGUGCAUGAUAUUCUCUUGCUCCUUCCGCAGUGGUGCCUGAUAGUAAUAAUCCUGGCGGUUCAUUGCGCGAUAACGUUUUGCCUAAAAGUUCCCGGAUGUCCCACUGGGUACCUCGGCCCUGGUGGUCUACACGAAGACGCACAGUAUUUUGACUGCGUGGGUGGAGCAGCGGGUUACAUCGAUAGAAUGAUACUCAAAGAGGCGCACUUACAUCACUCAGCCACGGUUUACGACUCGGGACCGUUCGAUCCCGAAGGAAUUUUGGGUACUUUGACCACGACGUUCCACGUGUUCCUGGGGCUGCACGCUGGCAUUAUCAUGAUGACUUACAAAGGUUGGAAGGAACGCGUAAUCAGGUGGCUCACUUGGGCCGCGAUUUUCGGUUGCAUCGGGUGUAUUCUCCACUUCACCAAUGUUAUUCCCGUCAACAAAAAGCUUUGGUCAUUGUCGUUCGUUUUCGUAACGACAUCAUUCUCCCUGGCCUUUUUAUCCGCCUGCUACCUGCUCGUUGACGUCAUAAAAGUGUGGAACGGUGGACCUUUCCGAAUACCUGGUAUGAACGGUUUGUUGUUGUACGUCGGGCACAUGGUGUGCUAUCAAAACUUCCCUUUUCACUGGAGCAUCGGGAACAUGAGCAGCAGAGCGUUGCAUUUAUGCGAGUCAAUUUGGGGCACCGCGUUAUGGACGAUCAUUGCAUACAUAAUGCAUAAAGAUCGUACUUACAUCACUUUAUAGCACUGUUACCAUAUUCACACAAACGUAUGGAGAAAAUAAAGAUAAUGGGAACCGAUA